Biomphalaria glabrata is the source of this 2611-nucleotide messenger RNA. RefSeq lists its product as uncharacterized. The transcript has 4 exons. Lineage: Eukaryota; Metazoa; Mollusca; Gastropoda; Planorbidae. The coding region runs from base 213 to 2027 and encodes 604 amino acids. The record is from RefSeq and is a predicted model, not a curated record.
AAAAAAACUGACUUGGUGAUAGAAUGAUUCACUUUCUUUGAGGAUACAUGUUUCUUUUAUUUUAAACGUGAUUAGCUAAUGUCUGUGUCAAGAACCUUUUAAUAUUACUAAUUUUUUUUUAUUUUUGGAGAUGUUUUAUUUCAAGUUACAUACAAAAUGUGUAUUGACUUGUUAUGGUGAAUUGGUAAGUGGUCGAAAGGAUCAAAGUAACAAUGAAUGAGAAGGUCAAGAGGUUAGAGAGAAGUAGAUGCGAGUCUAUUGAUGUUAUUUGGUUCAACAAAGAUGAUUCUAAUUACCUCCACAGUGCGUACGCCACUGACGUCCUAGAAAACGACGCCUUGCAAAAGUCGCACAGUCCACAGACUGAAACUUGCAAGGCUACUUCCACGACCCUGACAGAUUUGCAAAGAGAAAUCGGCUACUUUCCCGCUCGGGCUGAGAAUAACCUUGAUACAUCUCGGUCUGACUCCUCAGAUUGGGACUCAGAAUCUGUGUCUGAAGUUAUCAAACGUAACUCUGCGGCAACAUCCGAAGACAACAGAGCUUGUAGUACUGAUUGGAAUAACCCCCAUGUUGGAUCUACACUUGGAGGCAUAAUUAUAAAACUCGUCAAAUCGGGUUCGAAGAACAACAACAAAAACUCUCAGAAGUUUGUUACUGGUUGUGAUACAAACAACGGAAACAAUUCCACUCUAGAAAGUGGUCUGAAAAUUUUUGAUGAGGUGACCACGGGAAAAGCCAUCUUCAUCGAGGACAACGUAGUGAUUGAUUCCUUUCAAUCCCUCAAUCACGUCCAGGACAUAUGCACGCUCUCGGCACGAGUUCACAAUCAGAUCCAGGAUGGUCAGCAUUUUGAGGGGUCAGUAAUUGCUCCAUUGUGCCAUUGCGGACUUUUACUUGAUUCGGAAGAACUCAUUUCAUCCGAAUUCGAACAAAUGGAUCGCGGGAAAAAUCAGACCAGCAUCGCUUACGAAAGACGUUUAGCGGAGCGGACAUCUUCGCGAAUAACGAAACCGGAAGCAGUUAAGAAGCAAGUCGGAUUCAAAAUCGAUCCUGAUAAAAAAUCAGGGCUCAUGAAACGAGCGUCCCCGAAGCCUAACGAGGAGGAAGUCGCAAAGAAAACGAUGACGGCUAAAGAGGUCCAUGUACAGGAGCAUGUCUUUCACACUCAUAAUUCCGGACUGGCCUAUUCCGCCCAAACAAGUACGGUCAAGAAAAGUUCCAGCGGAACCAUGGGUGAAUCGAGCAGAAGGAGGUUAGACAUGCGGUCGGUGAGCCUUGCAGAUCACGAAACUGAGCUGAGAAAAAGUCAAACGGAAGUGGAUGAGCUAAAAACAGAGCUGGCCAAGCUGUCGCAAGAGAUCGAUGCGAGGAACGAGGAGAUAGCGAGCCUCAAAGCCUCGCUGCAAACAGCAGAGGAAAAGGAUAGACAGAUGGAAGAGCUGGAUGGGAAGCUUCGAGACACGGAGCGACAGAUGGAGGAAGAGAGUAACAGGAGAGCGGCCUUGCAAGAUGAGCUGGCUAGGAUGGACGAGAGAUUCACGGCGCUCAAAGUUGAGUUUGCCGAGAAAGAAGAGAAAUUCGAGACUUAUCUGAUGAACAUGUACAAGAAAGGUUUGGAGGCGGCCAGGUUUGAACGUGAGGAAGAGCUUCUGAUGUUGGCUAAAAACAACAAGUCGAACGUCACUGUCCGGGAGCUGACCCGGAAGCUGUCACGCACUGAGUCUGAGCUGGCCAAGUGGCAAGGCCUCAGACUUGGUGAGUCCUACUUUAACUCGGAUCUACCUCGCAACGAGAGCGACGCCACGCUCAGCUUCGUCAGGGACUCUUUCCUGCACUUCAUGAGCGACUCGGCUGACGUACACGAGCACCUCAAGGCGCUGCUGAAGAUCUUCAAAUAUUCAGACGAGCAGCUCGGAAAAGUCUGGAAAGGACUCGAAGACUUCAAGAACAUCGACAGAAAGAAAAUUAUGGACAAAAUUGAAGUUGCAAAUGGGACAGCUAUUGGGAAAAACGGUCAUAACUAGCCCCAGGGUAGAUCUAUUGACGUCUUGGUAACUGGUACGCGUUUAUACUAGACGAGUCAUCAUAUUCCUUUUUUAUUCUCCAGUUUUACAAAAUACAAGUGUUCAUAACUCCUUUUUAUGCGUUUUCUAAAUUAUAAAAACACAAUCACUUCAAGAACAAUUUUGUCACUAGAGAACCCAGGAUAUCUCUUGUUCAUAAUAUAUUCUAUACAAGGUUUACCUUCGAGUAUUCAGAAAAAAAUAUUUCUAUUUUCAUUAUUCGACAAUGAUAUAUAUAUAUAAUGGGAAUGGAAGAAAAAAGGAUUAGAUGAUUCUAUUUAGCCAGAUAGACAGACUGAGUUGAUAAAAAGCCUUGUAAAAAAUGCAAUAUACUAAGAUAAAUGAGAAAGAGGGAGAGAGAAAAAAAGAGAGAGGGAGAGAGAAUAAAAGAGAUAGAAAGAGAGAAAAAUAAGGAGAGAGAAUGAGGCUGAGGAGUACAUGGACUCAAAAAAAAAAGUAAUAUACAUAUAGGGACGCUCUAAUGAAAAACACGCAUAUUGAUCUUUAAACGUAUGUUAGUGUUCUCUUUACAAGUGUUUAGCUAU